This is a messenger RNA of Papaver somniferum (opium poppy), 822 nucleotides long. RefSeq names its product protein trichome birefringence-like 2. Gene Ontology annotation, cellular component: Golgi apparatus. Lineage: Eukaryota; Viridiplantae; Streptophyta; Magnoliopsida; Ranunculales; Papaveraceae. The record is from RefSeq and is a predicted model, not a curated record. The transcript is spliced from 4 exons. The coding region runs from base 1 to 822 and encodes 273 amino acids. Gene Ontology annotation, molecular function: O-acetyltransferase activity.
AUGAAGCUUAGUACUGGGGAAAUGUUUAGUCACUUACCAGGGGUAUCGUGUUAUUAUCGCCUGAAGAGAAAAGGAAAAUCGGUACUUCUUUGUUUUGGUUUUGUCCUUGGAGUUUCAAUUCCUGUCCUCACAGCUAUUAGCUUCAUGUUUCCAUCUAGUUUUCCUUUACUAAUUAAUCCCAUUCUUCAAAAUAAACUCGCCAAGUUCACAUUUCCACAUUGGCAGUACUAUAGGAGUGCGAGUAGUAUAAGUACAACUACUAGUAAUAUUUUUGAGGGGGAAUGGGUAAUGGUCACUGAUCGGAAACAGUAUUAUCCUCCGGGUUCCUGUCCUUACCUCGAAAGAGAACACGCUUUCGAUUGUUACAGUUAUGGGAGACCUGAUAAUGAGUACCUACAAUGGCAGUGGAAAUCUCUCCAAAUAAAUGCAGAGGGCAGCAAUAGUAUACCCAGCUUCUUUAAUGCAACCGAUUUCUUAGAGAGAUUGAGAGGAAAGAAGUUGGUGUUUGCAGGAGACUCCUUAAAUAGGAAUAUGUACAUGUCUAUGGUGUGCAUUCUUUGGAACGUAAUUCCGGAUAAAAGCAGAAUAGUUAGGCCCUCAGGAGAUUACACUGUAAUAUAUAAGGAUUACAACUGCACCAUAGCAUUUGUGUGGUCUGCAUUUCUGGUUACUCAACGCAAGCUAUUAAAACCAGAACAAGAGACCCUAAGACUGGACUUAAUUGAUGAUGGAGCAGCAUACGCAUAUCGUGAUGCUGAUAUUCUUGUUUUUAACUCAUGCCAUUGGUGGGUUGGGGGAAAAACUAACAAAGGGUAUGAUUAA